GUUACUCAUUUGAUUACAUUUGGUAUCAGGAAAGAAGGGAAAGUGAGGUGCAUGAAUGAAAUGUUUUCAUAAAAAGUAUCAUUAAAAUGACAGCAUCCAGGAAUCGAAACAACAUAAAUACAAACGUGCUCUUCUUAAACUACCGUCAACUGUAUCUCCUUUCUAUCCCUUCCGCUUGAUCUACAGACUUUGCUUUAUUGACUUCCUUGGGAAGACACGGAUAGCCUUUUUCGGAAAGUAGGCAUGAGACAUGGCACAUUUUCAGGCGGGCCGCACUACUAAAAAUAAAUUCAAGGUUAUGCCUCCAAAGAAGAGAGUUUGCUGGGGAAAGAAAGCAACCGGUUUAAAAAGACAGCAACAGACUGCAGCAAUUCACCACAUUCCAGAAGCUACUUUGAACAUAAUGCAAAAUGGUGCAUCUACUGCCCAAUCUGAUAGAAUUCUGGCAGAACUGUGUAGCAACAGAUCACCAGCAAUUGCUUCAUCAGAAAUUGCCAUCCUAGCUCCUGUGAAAAGGGAUUACCCUGCUAUGCGGAGAGCAAGACGUGCUGCUUUACAAGCCGCAAGGCAAGCUGCUCAGUCUGAGCAACAGCGUAACCUGCAUCAUAUGAAUAACCCUGCUUGCACUUCGGCCCGCAGAGCGGCUGAGAAUGCUAAACAACAUGCCAUUUGCCUCAACAAAAACGCUGCCUCUAUUGCUUCCUCCAGAAUUAAUGAGAGCUCCAAAGUCAGGUUUCAUCGCCUGGCCAAUGUCUCAAUUUGUAGAAAUUGUCAUCGAGGUGUUUCUAGGCCAUGCAGUUCCCGAUAGUCAUUAAAAGCGUUCGACUAUAAGCCUGACAUCGACUAUGCUUCCCAUCCAGACCUAUCGAUUUCCUAUAUGCAAGUCGUUUGUCCAAUUUGUUCUGCGAGGAAGUGACCCGGUGAACCAGCUGGAUUGUGCUGCUCAGGUGGAAAGGUCAGACUACCCUCUUUGUUGGACCCACCCCUCAUCCAUUACAGCUGCUUCUUACCAGAACAAACACUCAAGGCGUUUUCUUCGUGACAAGGAAGUACAACUGUGCUUUCCAAAUGACCUCAUUUGAAGUGAACAUCAUCAGACAAGAAGGGUUCGUGCCCACUUUUAAAGUACAGGGCCAAGUUUACCAUAGAAUUAGAUCUCUUCAGCCAGCCGCAGGCCAAGAGCCAAAGUUUCUUCAGCUGUACUUCAUUUGCAACUAUCAAAACCAAGCCGCAAAAUGAACCACAAUAUCACCAGGUACUGACUUUGAGCUGACAUUGCAAUUGCAAGAGAUGCUUCAUGCUACAAACAGCUACAUGCGUAGUUUCAAGUAUGCCGUGGAGAUGACCUCAAGCCCCAAUUUUAAAGUGGUCAUUGAUGCUGACAAACGCCCAUCUGGAGAACACCUUGGACGCUACAACCAAACUUCAUGUAAUGAAAUCGUUAUCAUUCUUCAGGGUGACCAGUCUAACCUAGGGACAUCGUUCUGUCAUGUUGUAAUGAUGCCAUAAGGCGAAUUCCAGAAACUCACAGGGCAUACGAUGCGCUCCAGUACCCCCUACUAUUUCCUCAUGGUGAAAACGGAUACCAUAUUGACAUUCUGCAAUGUCAUCCUCUCAGUACAGACGUCUGCAGCAACAAGCAGGUUUCAUGCAUGGCUUUCUACUGCAAGAUUUAUAUCGUAGAUGGCGUAAUAAGUCACACCCGGACAACGUCAGGUUAUACUGCUAGUAUAAUGUAAUAUUUUAUAAACUACAAAUAACAAGAAUUAAAAUUAUGGCUUAAAACUUG
This is a messenger RNA of Octopus bimaculoides (California two-spot octopus), 1789 nucleotides long. RefSeq lists its product as uncharacterized. The record is from RefSeq and is a predicted model, not a curated record. Lineage: Eukaryota; Metazoa; Mollusca; Cephalopoda; Octopoda; Octopodidae.